This is a messenger RNA of Suricata suricatta (meerkat), 1163 nucleotides long. It is a transcript of the gene RPA2, whose product is annotated as replication protein A2. Lineage: Eukaryota; Metazoa; Chordata; Mammalia; Carnivora; Herpestidae. The record is from RefSeq and is a predicted model, not a curated record. Bases 121 to 936 code for a protein of 271 amino acids. Gene Ontology annotation, biological process: DNA replication; nucleotide-excision repair; double-strand break repair via homologous recombination. The transcript is spliced from 9 exons. Gene Ontology annotation, cellular component: DNA replication factor A complex; site of double-strand break; chromosome, telomeric region. Gene Ontology annotation, molecular function: DNA binding.
GUUUGCGGCACUCACGCGAUGUAGAUAUAGCGCGGCGGCCGAAACAGGGCUCCGAGAAGCCCCGCCACCCCACUGGUCGGGAAUCUUCUGGGCCUCUCUCCUGAAGCAAUCGUGACCAAGAUGUGGUUUAGCGGGCCUGAAAGCUAUAGCACCUCCUCCUUUGGCACAGUCGGCGGCGGCUACACCCAGUCCCCGGGGGGCUUCGGAUCGCCGACACCUUCACAGGCCGAAAAGAAAUCAAGAGCCCGAGCCCAGCACAUCGUGCCCUGCACCAUAUCCCAGCUGCUCUCUGCCACCUUGGUUGACGAAGUGUUCAGAAUUGGGAAUGUAGAGAUUUCACAGGUCACUAUUGUGGGUGUCAUCCGCCACGCGGAGAAGGCCCCGACCAACAUCGUGUACAAAGUGGAUGACAUGACGGCUGCGCCCAUGGAUGUCCGCCAGUGGGUUGACACAGAUGAUGCCAGCAGUGAAAACACAGUGGUUCCUCCAGAAACGUAUGUGAAAGUGGCUGGCCAUCUGCGAUCUUUUCAGAACAAAAAAAGCCUGGUAGCCUUUAAGAUCAUGCCUCUGGAGGAUAUGAACGAGUUCACCACACAUAUUCUGGAAGUGGUCAAUGCACACAUGAUCCUGAGCAAAGCGAGCAACCAGCCCUUAGCAGGGAGAGCACCAAUCGACCAUCCAGGAAUGAGCGAAGCAGGGAACUUUGGUGGGAAUAGCUUCAUGCCGGCAAAUGGCCUCACUGUGGCUCAAAACCAGGUGCUGAAUUUGAUUAAGGCUUGUCCAAGACCUGAAGGGUUAAACUUUCAGGAUCUCAGGAACCAGCUCCAGCACAUGCCUGUAGCCUCGAUAAAGCAAGCUGUGGAUUUUCUAAGCAACGAGGGACACAUCUAUUCCACUGUGGACGACGACCACUUUAAAUCCACAGAUGCAGAGUAACCGGGUCUGAUUGUGUGCCCGAGGUAUUUCCCAGCUGGACCUGUUUUCCUUAUCUGUUGUCUGCAACUGGGCAUGUUUGGCCUGUUGGCUUCUAGGGAGUAGGUUUCAUCUAGAAAAGGGUCUCAUUUGGAAAGUUACCGCUCUUCUUUUUUGUUUGUUUGUGUUUUUUUGAAGCUCAAUUUGGGGCAGUUGACAAUGUAAACCUGGGUGGACUUUCUUUUCAAAAA